GUUGUACACCCUUGACGCCUGAAUAUCACUCAUUUGAAAACUUUAAGGUUGGUUUUCGCAUAAUGAGUCUGGUUGCCGUGCCCCGUUUUGUAUCGGAUGACUUCAUAUCCAGUCUGAGUGAAGUGAAGAUGGAUCAGUCCAUUCCAGACAAAUAUUUGCUAUGGUAGCAGCAAUUCACAUAAUUUUAUUGUAGCAUGUACGACCUCUUCGGCGAACUAAGUGUUCCUGCUUUGGAUAUUGUUGAUCGUGGAUCCGUUACUUUGGAACGCUCAUUAUCUGGAAGAAGCGUUUACAAAGUGCAAUCCCACUCAGGGGCCCUACAACACUGCAGUUAUCCAGUGAAUUAUUGCGCCUGUUGGACGACUGGACUUGCGCGAGUGACCAACGUUCCAACCUCUUCCGCUAUCUGGUGUGAACACCUGAUUGCUGUACUAGUUCUGAACUGCUUGAAGAAAGUCAAUCAGAUAACCGUGAGCGACGAAAAGAUGACUCAUACCAUUGAAUUGAUGUAUACAUGUUCCAGUGGGAGUUGCAUGUAACAAAGAGUAUGGCACAAUCUUUUCUGGUUCUCUACAUAUUGGCGGUCUCCUCAUAACUUCUCUUCGCUUUACUACGAACCGUUGCUCCUCACAUGCUUGGCGUGCAGUUUUUCUCCUUAAGGCUUAUUACGAUUGUUAGAAACUUAUGUCUGCCAACAGACAGGAAAGAAUUGAGUGACAUCUCAGGCAUUUUCGAAACUACUGCAAGUGCACGAGAGGCAACAAGAUAUUCUUUAAACAUGUCAUAUCUUUUACGCGGC
Messenger RNA from Dicrocoelium dendriticum, 799 nucleotides. NCBI's taxonomy places the organism in Eukaryota, Metazoa, Platyhelminthes, Trematoda, Plagiorchiida, Dicrocoeliidae. The record is from the annotation of a GenBank genome assembly.